ACUUACCGCUUUGUUACCGCGCCAUUCCGCAACUCAAUUACAUUAAACAACAGCGGCGAUAUUUACUUAAAGUCACCCGCAAAAGGACCCAGGACAAUGAGGACGCAGGCAGCGGUCAGUUGCUUCCUGCUGGUAUUCCACAGCGUGUGCUGCCAGAGCGGCAGCGAUGAGUACUGGGUGGAUCCGCAUCCCGCCUGGGCUGACUUGGUUCAGGAUUUCAAUCAUCCGGAUGGAUCCUGCCAGUGUCCUGCUAUCCCGGAGCGGUCUCCGGCAGCCGUAGAAGAUGCCCUGGCCCUCACAUACUUCAGAAAGUUCGUCAAUUUGCUGUUCCAACGCAAGCGUUUGCAGUACGAUGCUGAAUCGGCGCUCCACAAGCGAUCGUUGCUCUUCUCGCUGCUGCCAUCGCAACUGGAGGAGCUGGAAAAGGUGCAGGAUGCCCGGGAUCUGGACAUAUUGCUCACGAAGAUAUUGGAGUCAGCGGAGGAGGCUCCCUUGUUUGAGGGCAUGUCCGGAUGCUCCUAUGCCCGUCAAGGUGUUUUCUCCUUAUUGGUGGAUAUAUUCAAGGACAUCGUAGCGCUGACGAAAAUAACCGAGGUGCAAUUCAUCCUAUUUGCAACACUAGCCAUCAUACUUGGUUGCAUUGUGCACAAACGUUUCCGUUUCCGGGCAAUUUCAAUUGUUCUGGGAGGUAUUUUCCUGUGCGGAUAUAUUCACACUUACUUAGAGUGCAACAGAAAACUAGAUGUCGAAGCUAUGAUGGAGGUCAUGAAACAUCACCAGGAACCAAAGAGCUACGCGGAAUCAUCCUGGUUUGCUCGACUAAAGGGCUAUGUGAUGAACGCCUCGCCACAGGAAAAGCAAAUAGAGAUGCUGAGAAAAUCCUCCAAGCUCAACCUUUCAAUCUGCAUGCCAGAUCAUGUGUUCUUUAUGUAUAUGAAUGACUUGUUUAUCAAGCAAUUAGAAAUGUUGCUGGAAAAGGUAUCGGCAACCAUGACCAAACUGUCCGCUGGAUUGUCAUUCCCCUACAAUCUUUUGGCCCCUCUUCUUCUGGUGGCUUUGGUGGGCUACAUUAUAAAGCUAACUUUCAAAUACAUCAUCAGCCCCAAAGCCUGGGCUUCCCUUAUCCACAACAAUCCAACCCCGGUCGCCGCACCGAUGGCCCAGCAGUCUAUUGGUGCCCGGGAACCCGCCCAAGAUUGCAUAUCCGGCGACAAUUUAAAGAUGCUGUUAAAUGUCACAACAACAAUGCUGCAACAGUCACAGCAAACUCAACGUCCACCCGCCGUUUCGGGGGUCCAGGAGCUAGUAGAAGCGCUAGAAGCUCCAACGACACCAGAGAAAAAAGACAGUCUAGAUGUGAGCGAUUCCAGUAGCAGCAGAAGCAGGACCAGCAUUCCUGAGAAAAAGGAUAGUCUAAAUGUGAGCGAUUCCAGCAGCAGCAGAAGCAGGAGCAGCGUUCCUGAGGAGGAAGGAUUCACGCUGGUCGACGAUCACGAAGAUGAUGAUAUCGAUAAUGUGUAGCGGCCGGCUAUUUAUUUAAUUUGUAUUUUUAGUGUUAACAUGUCCGUGAUUUUUACCCAGUCAAUUAGAGUCCGUUUAUGCUCGGCAAAUAAUUCACAUUUUUCUUGGUUGAUUUGUCAUAGUUAAAUUUUUAUUUAAAUUAUUUUGCAUGUUCUUAUUCUCAUUUGCACGAUAAGUGUUAUUAAGAUAAAUCUUCAACAAUAAGAUCUUUUAAGUAGGCCACCAAACUGUUUAUAUUUUGCUUGUUAUUAUUACGCUGCCGGCCCUUCAAAAAAUCGGAUAUAAUUUCUAUGUAACUUGUUGAUCCUUUAUAUUUACAACUUGGCGCUCAGGCGAUUAUCUUUUAAUUUUAUAUUAUUAGCAGUGGGCGCUCUUUGUGAGUUGCAUAUUAAUUGAAUGUAAGCGAUAAUUAAAUAUUCGGCUUUCGAAUCUUGUAAAAUCUAAUUCAAUAUGUAUACAACUAAUAUAUUUAUAUAUCUAUGUAUAUAGAUCUAUAUGGUGUGUGUAUAUAUUUGUAAGAAAAAAUUAGAAAAGAAUUUCGGUGUAAAUAUAUUUAUUCGUUGUAUUUUAAAUCAUGCACCUAAAAUGUAUUAUGCUUUAAUUACAAUUCAUCGUUAUUAUAAUUUGUAUGCAACUAAGUAGUUUUACGCAUUAGUGAAAUGUACUGUAUGGAAAAUGCAAUCCAAUACACGGCACAUACUGAAUAUAUAGCCAAAACCCAG
Drosophila takahashii is the source of this 2243-nucleotide messenger RNA. RefSeq lists its product as uncharacterized. The record is from RefSeq and is a predicted model, not a curated record. Lineage: Eukaryota; Metazoa; Arthropoda; Insecta; Diptera; Drosophilidae.